AUGCCUAGCCUUCUAGAGUCACAAAGAUUGUCUUUGGAGGAACUUGAUCGGAUUGAAUUGGAAAUAGCCGAGAGAAUAAGACGGAAUCCAGAUAUAUAUAAGGCUUACUUCUCUCAUAAUUUGUUAGGAGGGGUUAAGAGACCACUGAAACAAACUUUACUCCAGCAGCAUGAAAUCAAACAUUUCCUAGAUCAAUAUAGUAAGAAAAGCCAACAAAUAAACCAAGAGGUAAUUAAAGAUGGAGAAAAGUUAUUCCAAGAGAUUCAGGAGAUAAAACUGGAUCUUUCUGGUAGUUUUAAGCUCUUUGGCCAGAAAAUUGAACAGUUGAAAAAUAAUCAUAAAAUGCAUCCAAACCAGCCACUGGAUGAACUCUCACAGCUAUAUUCAAUGUUUAGCAGUCAAUUUGAGAAUGAAAGAUAUCCCAAAAAGCGAAAAAUCGUAUCUGCAUUUUGCUCUGAUCUGAGGCUUGACAGUAUCUUUUCUUUGGAAGAAAACUAUGGCCAGUUCCUAGACCUUUCAAAGUUUUACACUCAGUGGCAAAAUCUUCCGGGAAAUAAAGAGGCCGACAUCAAUCUUCAUGGCUAUAUUUCAAAUUUCAGUAACUUCAAGAAAUCUUUUUCUUCUGUUAAUAAGAACUCUACGGAAUACCAAGUAUAUUUGACAAGUCUCUACGCAUAUUUGUGUGAUUUUUGGAUCAAGAUUCAACCACUCAAUGAGCCUGAAAAAAACAUAUUGGCCAUAAAUGCAAAGGGUGUUGAGUUACAGAACAAGAGCGAUGAGUCUAUUCAGUUGAACCAAGACGGAUCAGUGUUCUGUAAAUCAUGUCAGAAGUCAUUUGCAAAAGAAACGGUAUACAAGGGACAUUUAACAGGUAAAAAACAUCUUAAGAACCUGAAAGGAAAUGGAAAAGCACCAGAGACAACAAAUCAAGUUCCAAUCCUUGAAUUCAAAAUACGGGAAAUCAGUGUCCUUUUGGAGAAACAAAUCCAGGAGACUAUCAAAAACGUAGAACGAAGGUCUCAUCUUUCCGAAAGAGAAAGACUAAUGGAUAUCGAAGCUCGCCAACAAGAGUCGGAAGAUGAGUAUGAUUUCGAAGGAAGCGACGAGAUAUCGCACGGCAACUCAGAUGAAGAAGGUGUCGAAACUUUGGAUAAUGGCUUAAAGGUAGCAAUGGGCCCUGACGGAAAACCGAUUCCCUACUGGUUAUGGAAACUAAACGGUCUUUCACUGGAAUUUAAUUGUGAAUUAUGUGGAAAUGUUAAGUAUCAUGGUAGGAAAGAAUUCGAAUCUCAUUUUCAAGAGACUAGACAUGGCCAUGGAUUAAGGUGUCUAGGCAUCAAACCUCAGUUUUUUUCUUGGUUCAAGGAUAUUUCUGGUAUCAGUGAAGCAACAGAACUAUGGCAGAACAUUCAAAAGGAGCAUGGGAUCGUUAAGGAUUCGGAUGAAAGCAACAUAGAAACUGAAGAUAAUGAAGGUAACGUCAUGUCAGUGAAAGUCUAUAACGAGUUGAAGAAGCAGGGUUUAUUAUAA
Molecule: messenger RNA, 1530 nt
Organism: Komagataella phaffii GS115
Lineage: Eukaryota; Fungi; Ascomycota; Pichiomycetes; Pichiales; Pichiaceae
Product: Subunit of the SF3a splicing factor complex, required for spliceosome assembly
Exons: 1
Coding region: 1-1530 (509 amino acids)
Biological process (GO): mRNA splicing, via spliceosome
Cellular component (GO): nucleus; spliceosomal complex
Molecular function (GO): zinc ion binding; RNA binding
Source: RefSeq, a predicted model, not a curated record